Messenger RNA from Talaromyces amestolkiae, 807 nucleotides. RefSeq lists its product as uncharacterized. The transcript is spliced from 2 exons. Gene Ontology annotation, molecular function: NAD binding. The record is from RefSeq and is a predicted model, not a curated record. The coding region runs from base 1 to 807 and encodes 268 amino acids. Lineage: Eukaryota; Fungi; Ascomycota; Eurotiomycetes; Eurotiales; Trichocomaceae.
AUGGGCGACGCAGGCAUCUUCCACGGUGGCGACCACCUCCUCAUCCUACGCUUCUCAAACUGGCCGGAGGCAUGGCUCGACGGUAUCCGACGCCGAUUCCCACAUUUGGAGAUUACGAGUUUGCAGGUUGAUACUAGUAAAUCUGUUGAAGAGAACGUUCCAAGUGUUGGGAGAAUAGCAUCCUCCCUCGGCGCAAAGGUCUACGCGUACACAGCGUCAGCAAAGUCCACGCCGGAAUCGCGUAAAGAUAAAGGGUAUAUUGUGCCCGGCACAGGCGAUCCCGAUGGUACUAUCCCUGUUGCAUGGCACCACGGCACCACGAAAGCCGAACUGCGCCAGUUUCUGAAGGACACGAAACCAGACCAUGUUGUUAUUUCACUGCCGUUAACGGCUGCGACGCUCCACCUGUUUGAUAAAGAGGAGUUUGAGGUUUGGUCUGAUUCUUUAUCCCCCCCUUCAUCCUCAUCAAAAACACCAUCUUCAUCGUUGGAGGGAGGGGAUGACUUCCCGCCGAGAAAAGGCUUCCUGACAAAUAUAUCCCGCGGCAAAAUCGUCAACACCGACGCACUCGUCACCGCGCUCAAUAGUCAGCAAAUCCGUGGCGCGGCGCUGGACGUUACUGACCCAGAACCACUACCGGCUGAUCAUCCGCUGUGGGAUGCGGACAACGUACAGAUCAGUCCGCAUAUCAGCUGGUCAGGUGAAGAAUAUUUUUUGCGUGCUUUAGAUGUCUUGCAGCUCAAUUUAGAGCGCUUGGAAAAUGGGCAAGAGUUGGUUAAUCAAUUUCAGAGGCGGAGGGGUUAUUAG